AUGGAGGCACUUUGCAGCACAUCCAACGAGGAGACGGGUGAGGAGUUAGUUGAAUGGUUUGAGGAUGUUCGAUUGAAGGCAUUCAACAUGGAGGCACUUUGCAGCACAUCCAACGAGGAGACGGGUGUGGUGUCAGUGGAAGGUUUUGUGACUGUUCGAUUGAAGUGCUCGUCGAAUCACCAGGUGCGAUUGUGCGCCUGGAUGGAGAGAAUCGAGCACAAACACGGUCGACGCCCACCCCAAGUACGAACGCACUUUGAUGUGCCUCGUUAA
This is a messenger RNA of Mesocestoides corti, 273 nucleotides long. NCBI's taxonomy places the organism in Eukaryota, Metazoa, Platyhelminthes, Cestoda, Cyclophyllidea, Mesocestoididae. The record is from the annotation of a GenBank genome assembly.